Molecule: messenger RNA, 2268 nt
Organism: Rattus rattus (black rat)
Lineage: Eukaryota; Metazoa; Chordata; Mammalia; Rodentia; Muridae
Gene: Arrdc2
Product: arrestin domain containing 2
Exons: 7
Coding region: 207-1517 (436 amino acids)
Biological process (GO): protein transport
Cellular component (GO): plasma membrane; cytoplasm
Source: RefSeq, a predicted model, not a curated record
CGCGGUCUUUUCCCCAGGCCCCGCCCUCGCCCUGUUGUAUAAGAGCGACGCUGGCGCGGGUCACCAGUGGUCUUCGGUCCUGCUGUCCGGUGUGUACGUGUACGUAGUUCGAGCCUGCUGCGCUCGUAGUCUAUCUAGUUAGCUCUUCCUCAUCGCGGGUUCGAGCACCUGGUCGGUCUGUUUUUGGGUUCGCGACCGUCACCUCAAUGCUGUUCGAUAAGGUGAAGGCGUUCGUGGUAGAGCUGGAUGGGACACGCGCGGGCGCCGAGCCCGUGUUCCACGGAGGCCAGGCCGUGGCGGGCCGGGUAUUGUUGGAGCUGGCGGGCGCGGCACGAGUGGGCGCGCUCAGGCUGCGCGCUCGGGGGCGCGCGCGCGCGCACUGGACAGAGUCGCGCAGCGCAGGCUCCAGCACUGCUUAUACUCAGAGUUACAGCGAGCGCGUGGAAGUCGUGAACCACCGCGCCACGCUGCUCGCGCCAGACUCGGGGGACAUCGCCAUGCUUCCCGCUGGACGCCACGAGUUUCCCUUCAGCUUCCAGCUGCCUAUCUCCCUGGUGACAUCCUUCGAGGGCAAACACGGCAGCGUUCGCUAUUCCAUCAAAGCCACCCUGCACCGGCCAUGGGUCCCUGCACGCCGCGCCCGGAAGGUGUUCACUGUCAUUGAACCCGUGGACAUAAACACACCUGCCCUGCUGGAACCCCAGGCUGGAGCCCGGGAGAAAGUGGCACGAUCCUGGUACUGCACCCGUGGCCUGGUGUCUCUCUCAGCCAAGAUUGACCGUAAAGGCUACACUCCAGGUGAAGUCAUCCCUAUCUUUGCGGAGAUUGACAAUGGUUCCACGAGAGCUGUGCAGCCCCGCGCCGCCCUAGUACAGACACAGACCUUCAUGGCCCGAGGUGCCCGCAAGCAGAAAUGUGCUGUGGUGGCCAGCGUGGACGGGGAGCCUGUGGGCCCUGGUCGCCGUGCGCUCUGGCCUGGUCGUGCGCUGCGUAUCCCCCCAGUGGGCCCGUCCAUCUUGCACUGCCGGGUACUCAGUGUGGACUACUCCCUCAAGGUACCCAGACUCCCCUACAUGCUAUCGUCCGGACUGAGGGGGAACGCACAGGUGGGCGUCAGCCCACUUUGCUGCUGCUCCCUUCAGGUCUGUGUGGACAUCCCAGGCUCUUCCAAGCUGCUGCUGGAGCUGCCGCUGGUCAUCGGCACGGUCCCCCUGCAUCCUCUGGGCAGCCGCUCCGCUAGCGUGGGCAGCCGUGCCAGCUUCCUGCAAGACUGGGGCCUGUGCGCCCUGAUGGAGCGGCCAGAGGCCCCUCCUGAGUACUCAGAGGUGGUGAGGGAGAGCCGGCCCGUAGCGGCAUCACAGGGCCUCUUCUCCUUCCUGCAUGACCCUGAUGUGACCACAGAAGGGCCCUACUUUGCCUGUCUCCAGGAGUUCCGCUACCGCCCGCCUCCUCUGUACUCGGAGGAGGAUCCUAACCCACCCUCGGAGGCUGCAAGGCCACGCUGCAUGACCUGCUGAUCCACGGGCUGACACCUCGGUAACGGUUCACACGUCUUUGGCCACUGCAGUCCUGCCACCUGCUUUGGGAACACAGGGUUAGAUGAGGUCUUGUGUCUUCCAAUGUCGUACAGGACUUAGAAGCAGCACAUGGCUUCCGUGGACAGGUCAAAGCUUCUGGUUCUCUGCAUUGACCCACCAGGAGCCAGCAGUGCUAGGGAGAGAGAUGAGUCUAGGGGUGGACACUUCAGCCUCAUGGGACCAGAAGCCGCUAGAAGUCCAGAGGGGAGGCAGAAGGCUUCCAAAGGGCAUUUCAGCGGAGGCUCUAACGUCCGCUCAGCACGCAGGCAGCACAGAGCCAAUGGUCAGAGCAGACAGUGCUUACUCCUUCUUCCUGGGGUUGGGAGCCCAGGCGUUUAAGUGCCUUAGACAUGGCCUCCCUGUGAGGUUAGCAGGACAGAGGGCCUCAUGGACAGACACAAAGGGGAAGUCGGUGGGACCUGAGGGUCCAGGAGUUCCAACUUUUGAGGACCGAGGACUGGUGGUCCAGAUGAGCCCAGAGCUGUGGUUGUGAUCUGCCAUCCAUGUUCAGAACCUCAAGCCUCCCUCAGGGAUCAAGAUCCAGACAAAGACAUCGCAGGGAGGACAGGCGACUGGGGGCAGCUGGGCACCCCCACCCCCCACCCUAGACCUGGUCGGAACUUGCCAUUUUCACGGUUUGAAGAAUGGACCACUUUUGUAUAUUAAUAAAUAAAUAAACAAAUGAGGAAGA